Molecule: messenger RNA, 2600 nt
Organism: Thamnophis elegans (Western terrestrial garter snake)
Lineage: Eukaryota; Metazoa; Chordata; Lepidosauria; Squamata; Natricidae
Product: zinc finger protein 420-like
Exons: 1
Coding region: 439-1995 (518 amino acids)
Source: RefSeq, a predicted model, not a curated record
UAUGCUGACUCUGUAAACCGCUUAGAGAGGGCUGUAAAAGUACUGUGAAGCGGUAUAUAAGUCUAUUGCUAUUACAUGAGAAGUCAAGGGAGAUAAUUUCCAAAUCUUACAGAAAGAUUUGGAAAUAACUGGAUGUCAGUGAGAAGAAGAAAAAUUCCUUAGUAGCCAAAAUUAGCAGACAUAAAUUAAAGUCUUUGAGGAAGGUAAGUGGCUUCAAUCAAAGGAUCUCCAAGUAAUAGAUCAGAAAUAUUUUUGACCUCCUUAAGAUUUCAAGUAUGUUAGUGUUGGAAAAAUUUCACAGACUGCGUAUUAUGAGAAAAACACAGAUUGCAGGUCACAGCUGCUUAUGCAUGAGAAAAUCCAUCCCGUGAAAAGCUAUACAAAUGUUUGGAAUAUGGCAACAGCUUUACUCAAAAAAGCUUCCACUCGAUUCAUGGAAUGACCCAUAUUAGAGACAAGUUCUACUACCACUGCCAAUGUGGCAAAAUAUUUACAAUGCACACCAAUCUGGUGAGAGACAAGAGGACUAGCAAUGGAGAAAAAAACUUCGAAUGUCCUGAUUGUGGGAAAAGUUUCACUAGGAAUUCUCACCUGGUGAUACACCAGAGGACUCACACAGGAGAGAAACCUUAUAAGUGUCGUGAUUGUGGGAAAAGUUUCUCUCGGAAUUACAACCUGGUGCUACACCAGAGGACUCACACAGAAGAAAAAGCAUAUCAGUGUCCAGAUUGUGGGAAAAGUUUCAGUCAGAAUUCCUAUCUGGUGAAACACCAGAAGACUCACACAGGAGAGAAACCCUUUGAAUGUCCUGACUGUGGGAAAAGUUUUAGAGAGAAUUCUUACCUGGUGAAACAUCAGAGGACUCACACAGGAGAAAACCGAUAUGAGUGUCUGGAUUGUGAGAAAACUUUCAAGCAGAAUUCUCACCUAGUGAUACACCAGAGGACUCACACAGGAGGGAAACCAUAUAAGUGUCGUGAUUGUGGGAAAGGUUUUUCUCGGAAUUUCAACCUGGUGAUACACCAGAGAACUCACACAGGAGAAAAACCAUAUGAGUGUCUUUUUUGUGGGAAAAGUUUUAUUCGAAAUUCCUACCUAUUGAAUCACCAGAGGACUAAUACAGGAGAAAACCCAUAUGAGUGUCUGGAAUGUAGGAAAACUUUCAUUCGAAAGUGUGACUUAGUGAUACACCAGAAGACUCACGCAGGAGAGAAAUUAUAUGAGUGUCCUGAUUGUGGGAAAAAUUUCACUCGGAAUUCCAAGCUGGUGAUACACCAGAGAACUCACACGGGAGAGAAACCAUACGACUGUCUAUAUUGUUUGAAAAGUUUCAGUCAGAAUUCCAACCUGUUGAUACACCAGAGAACUCACACAGGAGAAAAACCAUAUCAGUGUUCACAUUGUGGGGAAAGUUUCAGUCAGAAUUCCUAUCUGGUGAAACACCAGAGGAUUCACACAGGAGAAAAACCAUAUGAGUGUAUGGAAUGUGGGAAAAGUUUCAUUCAAAAUAUGGACUUCAUGAUACACCAGAGGAUUCACACAGGAGAAAAACCAUAUGAGUGUCUGUUUUGUGGGAAAUGUUUCAUUCGGAAUUCCUACCUGAUGAAACACCAGAGAACUCACACAGGAGGAAAACCAUAUCAGUGUUCAGAUUGUGGGGAAAGCUUUAGUCACAAUUCCUAUCUGAUGAAACACCAGAUAAUUCACACAGGAGAAAAACCGUAUAAGUGCCUUGAGUGUGGGAAGAGUUUCGUAAGGAAUUCCAGUUUGGUGAUACACUGGAGGACUCACACAGGAGAAAAACCAUAUGAAUGUCCGGAUUGUGGGAAAGAUUUCAGUAGUAGGUCUAGCCUUCUAAAUCAUGUAAGGUUACACAUAGGGGAGAAACCAUAUAAAUGCCCAGAUUGUGGAAAGUGUUUCACACGGAAUUCCUCACUUAUCAAACACAAGAAAUUCCACGUGAGGCAAAACCCCAAGUGUGUAGAGGACUCUUGAACUUUGUUUCCCAUCUCUCAUUGGAAGGCCAGCUGAGAUACUAAUUAUUUAAUUUCUUUCUUUAUUCUUUUUAGUCAAAUGUGUCUUAGUAUCUAACAUGAGUGAAGAGAUCUGAGCUUCCUUUCCCUGACCCAGUGCCAUCGUUCCCUUUCACGGAGUACAGGGGUAAAGGAUCUGACAACUCUUAUUAGGUUUACUUGUUGCCUUGAGUUGUUUCUACAUAUAAUAAAAGGGGAUAUAAAUAUGUUUUUAAUGCAUUUUUAUUUAUUAAGAAAACGUAUAUGGCAAUCCAACUCAAGGUGAUUCCACAUGGUUUAUAGCAAGCCUGUUGAGUUGGAGGCCGGUGGGCCAGAAUAUGUCAUGCACAGGCCACCCCCGUCCCAGCUCUGCAAAGGGGGAAAAAUGUAAUAUAUCACGAUCCAGCCCUUGAUGUGAUCACGUUUGACAUCAGGUUUUUUACAGCAAUAAAACCUUAAUAAGAAACAAAUAAACUCCAAAUAUUGCAAGUAGCAAAAUGGAAGCCUACACAAUUAACAUGUUCGUGGUUAAAUGCAGCACUGCAGGGUACUUCAGCUGACUGCAGUUCUGCAGUUCGGCUGUUCAAA